AUGUGAUUUUAUUUUAUAUCUGAAAUGUUUUUUUCAUUAGAAAAUUGGUAAGAUUUUUUUGAUAAUGGGUGCGUGAAAGCAAUACUUUUUUUUGUCGAAUUGUGAAUGUGUUUGUUUACAUUUCGGUGAGAAGUUUGGAGGCGAGACCCGGCGUUGCUGUCUCCUGGAGAUUAUUCCUCUGCAAUAAUUGGGGUAUAAGCGUACGAUGAAUUUGUAAGCCAAGGAAGUGCCAGUCAAUAACAGGAGAAACAUGGAGGGAAAUUCAGAAUCCCAAGACCUGUUGGUACAGCAGGAACCGUCAGGUGGCAAUGUGAAUGAGGCAUCUGAUGUGUCUGAUGAUUGCCAUGACAGUAGUGAACAGCUUUCCCUUAGCCCAGCUGGAUCUUCAACUGAAGCCCCACCGUCCUAUAAGCCUGAGCCACAAGUGCCUGAUAUCCCCUCAUCAUCCGUCACACACGAUGCCGCCAACGACAACUGUACAUACAACGAUAGCCCAGAAAGAGAAUACUGUGAUACCAACAAUGAAGCAGGAGACAGUUAUGGUGAUGGAGAAUGUGCCACAUCCACUAAUUAUGGUUCACGUAUAGGCCAUAGUCGCGGUGCUAGCCAAGUUUCUUCUUGUGAACCAUCAGUUUGCCGUAUGUCAGGUCGAGAUUUGUGCCAUAGCCGAGGAGCUAGUACAGAUGGUUCAACCAUGGAGGCUUACCCUUAUUCUGCUUCUGAAAGCCGACGAGGCACCUAUAGUGAAGCAGGAACGCUGCCUAUUGGGUCAACAAUCAUCGAAGAAAACAUGCAAGGCUGGGAUCGCGAAUCUGAGAAAAAGCUGUCGGAUAGUGAAGAAGUAGGAACAACUUAUUCAAGAAAACUGGUAUCCUUCUGUGAUUGCUGUCAGUCAGUUCUGCGCAGCCAACAUGAACUGAGAGAACAUCCAACAACAUUGGAAUUGAUAAAGUAUGCCUUCACUUGCCCACCACAUGGAAAGGUUGGGAAUUUCCUGCUAUGGCUGUUAAUUGGCCUUGCCUUCUGGGGCUGCCUGAUCUCCAUCACUGGCGAAGAGGCUCUUCCGGGCGGGAACUUUUUCAGCCUCAUCGUCCUGUAUGUGUUUGCCAUGCUAGCUGGUGAAGCUGUUAAAUACAUUGGCCUUCCCUCCCUGCUGGGGAGUCUGGUGGUGGGCAUACUGUUUAGCAGUAUACCUGGCAUUAAUGUUAUUGGGAGUAAUUUAGAUCAUUCCUGGUCUGCUGCCUUGAGAAAAAUUGCCCUGGUGAUCAUUUUGAUAAGGGCUGGGCUUGGCUUGGAUCCAGUUGCCUUAAGAAAGCUAAGCUGCAUAGUUCUGAGACUGGCUUUCAUGCCAUGUAUGGUGGAAGCCUUGACUAUGGGUGUUGUUUCUAAGUUCUUACUUGACCUUCCAUGGAGCUGGAGUUUGAUGCUUGGUUUUGUGGUGGCUGCUGUGUCCCCAGCUGUAGUUGUGCCAUGCUUGCUGAAACUGGGUGAGGAUGGAUAUGGUGUAGAGCAAGGGAUUCCAACCCUUGUUAUUGCAGCAGCAAGUAUGGAUGAUGUGCUGGCCAUUACAGGUUUCAGUGUUAUGAUGGGAUUAACAUUUGCCAAGGGUUCAACAACAUGGACAGUAUUCAAAGGGCCAUUUGAAAUAUUCACAGGAAUAGUAUAUGGCAUUGUAUUUGGUAUUGUGUGUUGGUAUCUGCCGUAUAGAGAAAAGAAGAACAGGGCAGUCUACAAAUUGCUAAUGCUCUUUGGUCUUGGAAGUCUUGCCAUGUUUGGGAGUCACAAGGUUGGACUGGAGAGUUCAGGAGCAAUUGCUGUGUUAACAGUGGCCUUUGUUGCUGGUUUAGGGUGGCGUAAACCAGGAAAUGAGGAUGCUGCUGUUGGCAAAUAUUAUCGCUUCUUAUGGGAGAUCUUCCAGCCAAUGCUCUUUAGCUUGAUUGGCGCAGAGAUUAAUGUCAUGGCCAUAGAGCCAAGUACUGUAGGAUGGGGUUUACUUGCACUGAUAGUAGGACUAACCCUAAGAGUUGCUACCUCAUUCGUUGUUGUGAUGGGUGCCUCGUUUACAGUGUGGGAGAGAUUAUUUAUUGCUAUUGCUUGGCUUCCAAAGGCCACUGUGCAGGCUGCCAUUGGGUCUUUAGCCUUAGAUUACGUCCAGCAGUCUGAUAGUGAACCUGACCCUGAGGAUAUUCAACGCGGGGUGAAGGUUGUUACUAUUGCAGUAAUGGUGAUUUUGGUAACUGCUCCUCUCGGGGCAGCUGCGAUCAAACUGACAGGGCCCAAGUUCCUUGCUAGAAAACCCUCUUCCAACUCGCCGCAAGACUCAGAAACUACAGUUUAGACUGAUUGUUAUCCCUUUUCCAGAUAUAUCUUCCUGUUGUUUUUUGUAGGGUUUGAACUCUAUUCUGCUUUCAAUAACAUGCAAACUACUAGAAAUAGUUAAAGAGGUUUCUUAUAUUUAUAGAGAAUGUCAAUUUGAAAUAUUUUUAUGAUAUUUUACAUAUUACUUCACAUGUAUAUUGGAAUUCGAUAGGAAGAUUUAAUACAGCAGCUUCUCAGCUACACCCUAUAUAUUAUUUUUUUCUUAUUUUGUUGACCAGUUCCAGCAGUUCAUUAUUACUGAGACCAAUAUUUUUGUGAUAUUAUUUUUAUUUGUAAAAUUGCAAGCUUUUAGAACAAAAAGCACUUCAUUAGCUCCAUGCAUUAAAAAAGAAGUAAACAAAAAAUUCAUGGAGUCAUGUGUGCAUCAUCCCAGUACGUGAUUCUUAUCAACUAAGGUCCUAAAUUGAAACAUGGAAAGUAUCUAUGUCACAGUUAUAUUCCAGCCUUUAGAGGAGAAUAUCAAAGACUGGUGGUUACUAAAGAACUUUCUUUGUUUUUCAAUAACUUGUUUCUUAAUCUGUUCCCUUCCCACCUAAAAAUCUGCCUAUUUUUGAGUGCCAAGGCGACUCAUUCAUAAUUGGCUGGAUCACAGUUUUAUGUCCAGUUUGUGAAAUAAUGUUGGGGGCGUCUUUCAAAGUUGUGAUGAUAACGAUGCACUUGAAAAUCAUGUGGUUUGUGUGGCAUAUGUUUUGGUAUUUUCUUUGUUUUUUGUGGUCUGUCUUAAAGAAACUUAUUUUUAUUCAUUUAUCUAACUUUUAUAUGUAGCUUAACUAGCCAGUAUCACGUUAUGUUUAUUUAUCUAUUAUUAUAUAUAUAUAUUUUUUUUUCUUUGUGUUAAAGAAACAUUUCUGAAUGGCGCUUGAUAUGUGAAACAUUCCAAAAAUAUGUUUUUCAUUUUCAUUAGCAAACUUAUGGGAUACAUGGAAAGACAAAGAGAAAUAGAAAAUAUUUAAACAUUUCCCAAAAUGUGCAGACUGCAUAAUGAAAAUGAUCUGAAUAGUGUGGCAUUAUAUACUAAUACAUGUAAAAUUGUUGCAUUAAUUUUUUAUGCAUUUUUUCUUGGUAUGUUUCUCAGAGUUUUUAAGUAAGUACAGUUAUUACCUGCAAUAAUAUGACCUUUUAGAAAAAGUAAGAUUUUGGUGGUGUGUUCAUCAGAGAGAAUUUUGUGAUUAACAGGUAUGACUAAUUCUUUACUUUAGUACUUAAAUAGAUGAAGUUUUGAAUAAUGAAAUGGUAUGGGCUGUAUACAGGUAGUUGGGAUUGGUUAUGAAUUUAAUUCUUGUGAUAAAAGAGUAAAAUGACAAUAUAUAGUGAUAAAAGACAGAGUAUGACCUAGUCACAAAUAGAUAUUUCACAAAAUUUCUGUUGAAGGCUAA
Messenger RNA from Penaeus chinensis, 3755 nucleotides. Its product is annotated as sodium/hydrogen exchanger 9B2-like. NCBI's taxonomy places the organism in Eukaryota, Metazoa, Arthropoda, Malacostraca, Decapoda, Penaeidae. Gene Ontology annotation, molecular function: antiporter activity. Gene Ontology annotation, biological process: proton transmembrane transport. Gene Ontology annotation, cellular component: membrane. Bases 251 to 2338 code for a protein of 695 amino acids. The transcript is spliced from 15 exons. The record is from RefSeq and is a predicted model, not a curated record.